AUGUCAUCCAGGAAGGACGGCAAAGGAACUUGUGAACUGAACAAGCACGACAUCUCCCCCAUCAACGAUAACAUCAACUUUCAUGAUCAGCAGGGAGUCGCUUUCUUUGUGAAGCUGAAGGUAAUUUGUUGUCCACAAGAUUGGGUUCUUCAUGGAAAUUCUUGUUACCAUGUCAUCGACACUCCGACCCUCAAAUGGAGCGACGCUCGAACGACUUGCCAGAAUCUGGGAACAGACCUCGCUAUCAUCAGAUCAGAAGAAGAGAACAACUUUACUAUAGAACUGCUAAAGAAGCAAAAAAAGGUAACAUAUUUUGGCACAUGGCUUGGUCUUGGCAGAAAUCCGUCUGCUGAAGAUGCGUUCUACUGGAUCGAUGGCACUCCACUAGCGGGUCAGUUUUCUGCAUGGGCAAGUAGCGAGCCGAAUAACCUUCGUGAGAAAUUUGUCCACAUAUAUGCAACCCCUAGAUCGAACAGACAGGGGCAGUGGAAUGACAAGGAAUGCAGUUUUUCUGACGCAGGAAAGAGUCAACCCCAGUUGUUCUCUGCCAGAAAAGGUUCACGUGGUUAUGAGGCAACAUUUUGGUCGUCACCUGGUUUAAAAGCUAAGCAAGAAAUUUGUUUGCCUUAA
Molecule: messenger RNA, 630 nt
Organism: Orbicella faveolata
Lineage: Eukaryota; Metazoa; Cnidaria; Anthozoa; Scleractinia; Merulinidae
Product: C-type lectin domain family 4 member E-like
Source: RefSeq, a predicted model, not a curated record